This is a messenger RNA of Acanthocheilonema viteae, 1053 nucleotides long. The record is from the annotation of a GenBank genome assembly. Lineage: Eukaryota; Metazoa; Nematoda; Chromadorea; Rhabditida; Onchocercidae.
AUGCAGAAUUUCGAUGCAGCAAUGAUGAGAGCGGAAAUAGCACAUUUAAGGGAAGAAGUAACUAAACUGAAGGAAGAAAGACAAAAAUGGACUUCGAGAAGAGAGAAAUGCCAAAAUUCAAGUGAUGAAUCGCUGAUUGAAAUGCUUGAAGAGCGAUUAGCUGAAGCGGAGAAUUGCAUUCAAGAUUAUCGUGAUGAAAAUACUGUUUUAAAAUGUGAACUUCGAGAAUUGCAGGAAUGCGAAGGUUCGGGUUCAGGUGUUAGCCAUAGUGAAAUGAAUGCAAAAUUGAUGGAGAAAUUGAAAGCUUCGGAAUCGUUAUGUGAUGAGCUAAUGGAGGAGAAUGAGUCACUAAAAGCAGAUAUUAAAGAUUUACAACAGGAAAUUGAAGAAAUGCAAGAUCAGUAUCGCGAGGAAGAAAUUGAAGAAUUUCGUGAACUUCAACGUGAAUUGGAGCAAAAUGCUAAAAAUUGUCGAAUUUUACAAUUUAAACUUCGUAAAUCAGAACGUACACGUGAGGAACUCGAUGCCGAGAAGCAACAUCUUGAAGCUAAAGUAAAAGAUUUGUUAGAAGCCUCGUCUGUAACUGGCAGCUUACAGAAAACCGGAAAACAACUGGAUACAAUACGCGUAAGAGAACUUGAAUCGGAGUUAAGAAUUGCUAAAGAAGUUUCCGUUAGAUUGCAUAAUGAACUUGAAAAUGCAGAAGAAAAACGAUAUAAAUUAGAGGAUGAAGUGUUUUAUAUGAAGGAUAAAAUUCGUGAAUUACAAACGCAAAAUAAAUGGCGAGAAGCACGAAAUCGAGCUGAACUACAAGCGAAAAAAACCAGCACCGAUUUGUCGAAUAAUUCGACCAGUUCUGAUAUCAGUAAAGAAAUGCAUGAUAUAUUGGAACGUGAAGCAGAUUUGAAAGAUCAGUUAAAAUUUGCGGAAGAAGAUUUGCGUCGAACACAACUUAGAUUGCAGGAUGUUGAAAAUGAGAAUGAAGAAUUGCUGAGAAAAUUAGCAAGAUUAAAGACGGUAAAGAGGCCACCAAUGUUACGUUCAUUCAGGUAA